Molecule: messenger RNA, 321 nt
Organism: Penicillium antarcticum
Lineage: Eukaryota; Fungi; Ascomycota; Eurotiomycetes; Eurotiales; Aspergillaceae
Product: DUF3140 domain-containing protein
Exons: 2
Source: RefSeq, a predicted model, not a curated record
CUACGGACCCCCGAAGAAAUGAACGACUGGCUAGGAGAAAAAGCAUCCCAAACCGCCGGCUGGCACGGCCCACAACGCGAAUCAGGCGAGACAGUCGGCCACCAAAGUGGCCGAAUGAUCAUGCAAAUUCUCGAAGGCGCUCGCCAUCAUGACUACGAUCGCUCGAUGGACAACGGUGGUGUUUAUACUAAUGAGGAACUACAGCAUAUGCGUCGGGUCGUCUCUUAUUGUCGCAGGCAUCUUGCCCAGGAGCAGAGGAAUACGGGGGAUGUCAAUAGUAGGGAAUAUCAGUCGCUUAAGAAUUGGGGGCAUGAUUCUUGA